AUGAGGGGCCAUGGCAAUCUACACCACACCCACCUUUUAUUCUCUCCCACCUUCUCAGGGGCUUUGCUUCUUCCUUACUGCUUCUAUUACAAUUGCCACAACCUUUUUCCUCCAAAAUCUUGAGUACCCAUUUCCUAAAACGAGUGUCUUCUGGGACUUUUUCAAGCAGCUUCUCUGGUAUGUGAGUCUUACCCAGAUGCUGUUUUGUUUGGUUUUGCAUUGUUUGCCUUCCUUUGGGAGUUGGCAAGUGGGAUUUGGGGAUACCCAUUUGUGCAUUUGGGAGACGUGGGUGGAAUCUGGUUGCUAAAUAUAUAAGGAAUUUACAGAAAGCAUAUUGGGUUAUGUUAAAUUGGAGACAGACUCUCACUAUCAGGUAUGGGUUCUGGAUAUUGGUUUAAGGCAUUAAUCGGCUUAAAGAAAUCCAAGGAUGGCAGUUCAAAACGAUUGAAGGGACCUUCAGUUAAUGGAAAAUCAAAUUCCAUAAAAUUGAAAAAGUCUAGUUUUGCAAAUGGUAAAAAUCUUGGAUUGCCAGAUGAGGAAAUAGCUGCAAUUCGAAUUCAGACUGCUUUCCGUGCAUAUGUGGCUAGAAAAGCUUUACGCCGCUUGAAAGGGAUUGUUCGAUUGCAAAUACUGACCCAAGCUUAUCCUGUUACAAAGCAAGCCACAACUACAUUGAGCUAUCUUCAUUCAUGGAGCAGAAUACAGGAUGAGAUUAGAGCUCGUCGACUCUAUAUGGUAACGGAAGGACGGAUCAAACAGAAGAAAUUAGAGAAUCAACAUAAACUUGAGGCGAAGCUUCAUGACAUAGAGGCGGAAUGGUGUGGUGGAUCUGAAACAAUGGAUGAAAUUCUUGCAAGGAUAUAUCAAAGAGAAGAAGCAGCAGUUAAGCGUGAGCGGGCUAUGGCAUAUGCCUUUUCUCAUCAGUGGAGGGCCAACUGUAGUCAGAGCCAAGGAUUGGGUAAUUAUGAACUUGGCAAAGCUAAUUGGGGUUGGAGCUGGAAAGAACGAUGGAUUGCUGCUCGUCCAUGGGAAAGCCGUGUGCAGUCACCUAGCCCAAAGAAAGUACCGAGUAAGCAAGCUAGCAAGGUUGGUAAAAGCACAAAUUCACCAACGCCAAAAACUCCAGUUUCAGUCAAGCUCCCUUCAUCAAAUGGUAAGGGAACUACAAGGGCUCGGAGAUUGUCUUACACAGCGGAUGAAGUAAAACCGGUUGCACGUGCAGAGGGCAUUAAAACUGAAGAGAGGAACACUCAGAAAUAAACAUUGACUUGCUGGUUCUGGGCCAACGGUAGAGACUAAAUAAGAAUGUCUUCUGUAUGUUAUGAGUUCAAACUGCAGAAAUUUGAGGGAGGAUCCAUUUUUUAAUAUAGGCGGUCAUUUCUGAUUCUUGUACAUGGAGUGGUGUGGAAGUUAUAUGCUUGGGCGUGCAGUAAAGGAUUAUCGAACAGGACCUGGAUUUGGGACUGACCAGAGCAUCCUUCUAUGAUGUUUUUCUCCCUAUUCUUCAUUUUGAUGUAUAUUGUUAAAGAGGGAAAAUAUUAUAUUUAUGGUGUACAUAGACAAUCUAUUUGUUGAUGGGGUGAUUGUACUGUGCUUUUGCGCAUUGUAAUUAGUAAUUACUAAGGUUGUUCUUCACAUUUUCCACCAUCAGGCUGAAGUGAUUUAUGCUGCUGCAAGUGUUGAUCUUUGAAUUACUUUGUGUUACAUCAUUAUUCAAUUGAUUGACUAUUGAAUUCAGUA
Messenger RNA from Prunus mume (Japanese apricot), 1740 nucleotides. RefSeq names its product IQ-domain 9 (gene IQD9). Lineage: Eukaryota; Viridiplantae; Streptophyta; Magnoliopsida; Rosales; Rosaceae. Gene Ontology annotation, molecular function: protein binding. The record is from RefSeq and is a predicted model, not a curated record.